Molecule: messenger RNA, 839 nt
Organism: Hyaloscypha bicolor E
Lineage: Eukaryota; Fungi; Ascomycota; Leotiomycetes; Helotiales; Hyaloscyphaceae
Product: metallophosphoesterase domain-containing protein 1
Exons: 3
Coding region: 6-839 (277 amino acids)
Molecular function (GO): hydrolase activity
Source: RefSeq, a predicted model, not a curated record
CAAAUAUGACGCCCCCAACCUCAGGCCUUGACGCGCUCUUGAGUCGACGCGAGCUAAGCACUUUUCAGCGAUUCUGGUCGUCACCAUUGAGAUUUCUCGCGAAAGCACUCUAUGCUCUACUGGAGCCUGCCAUUCCUGCGCCGAAAGACGGGAUCCGCGUUGUGUGCAUUUCAGAUACUCAUAAUGUCCGGCCACAACUUCCGGAUGGCGAUAUCCUCUUACAUGCAGGCGAUCUCACCCAAUCCGGGUCCCUCAAGGAAUUGCGAAGUCAAAUAGAAUGGCUUGAUUCGCAGCCACACAGGUUCAAGGUAGUCAUUGCCGGAAAUCAUGACCUGUGCCUUGAUCAUUCAAAAAUGGAGGUGCAAGAUGAAAAUAACGAAGCUGUGCAAAUCGAUUGGCUCUGUUUUUAUGGAGGCCGACCACUAAAAAUAUACGGGAGCCCUUGGACUCCAAAGCACGGGAACUGGGCAUUCCAGUAUCCUCGCGUUGGGCCAGACCCUUGGAAAGGGUCCGUUCCUGAAGAUAUCGACAUUCUUCUCACACAUGGCCCGCCAAAACACCAUCUCGACCUUGGUCACCUGGGCUGUUCCUUUCUCCUGCAAGAAAUCCAUGCAAAGACGCCACUCCUUCAUGUUUUUGGACAUAUCCAUGCCGGAUAUGGCAGAAGAACGGUCGUGUGGGAUUCUUUUGAGAGCGCUUAUGAGCGCGCGAUUGGGGACGAUGGUUCGUGGUUGGAUUUGUUGCGAAUGCUGAUAUUCAGUACGGUCUUGGUAAAUGCGUCCUCCGUUGGUGGUUUUCGGGAUGAAGGACGGCGAGAAGCCAUCACUGUCAUUAUCUAG